Lactuca sativa (garden lettuce) is the source of this 840-nucleotide messenger RNA. RefSeq lists its product as uncharacterized. The record is from RefSeq and is a predicted model, not a curated record. Gene Ontology annotation, molecular function: zinc ion binding; nucleic acid binding. Lineage: Eukaryota; Viridiplantae; Streptophyta; Magnoliopsida; Asterales; Asteraceae.
AUGACAGGAGGAUCAAACCAAGGGGGAUCAAAAGAGGUUGUGGCUCAAGGUACUGUUGUACCAUUUCAAUGUCCUAAACUGACUGAAACUAAUUAUAUUACUAGGUUUAUUAUGAAUGAAACUGUCUUGAAGGCAUAUGGACAUUGGGAUGCAAUAACCAAGGGUGCAGUUGAUGAGAAGAAGAAUUAUACCACUAAAGGCAUAAUUUUUCAAACCCUUCCAGAGAAUGUUCUUUUUCAGGUUGCUAAACACAAGAAUGCAAAAGAUGUUUGGGAAUCAAUCAAGGUUAGGUAUAUUGGAGUCGAACGGGUGCAAAAAACAAGGUUGCAAACCUUAAGAAAUGAAUUGGAGAUGCUUAAGAUGAAGGACAAUGAGUCAAUCAAUGACUUUUCGGGAAAAAUAAGUGGUAUUGUUGUCAAGUUCAAAAGUCUUGGUUCAACUCUUGAAGAGGAGGUGAUUGUAAGGAAGUUUCUCAAUUCGGUUCCAAAGAAGUACUUGCCAAUUGUAGCUCCAAUUGAACAAUAUUUUGACCUUGAAACUAUGACAUUUGAAGAAGCGGUUGGAAGGGUCAAAGCCUAUGAAGAAAGGCUUCAAAUUCAUGAAGAAAAGGAAGAAGAGCAAAGUCAACUCAUGAUGGCAAGUGAACCAAGGCAUGCUGAUAGUAGUGGACAUGGAAAAGGGGGUGAAAGGAACUAUGAAGGAGGUGGAAGAGGUCGAGGUGACAAAAAUAGCUUCCGGUGCUUUAACUAUGGAGAAUUUGGGCAUUUUAGCUAUGAGUGCACAAAGUGGAAUGACAAUGAAGCGAACUUGAUCCAAGAUGAAGAACCGGCAUUGCUUUGA